AUGGCGGCCGACAGCGACGCUGCUCAGCGGCUCCGGACCGAGAAAGGUUCCGCCGCUCCCGCGCAGACACACAGACGGGAAAAGGACACAAAUCCCCGGAGCGCUGGCCCACGCUCCAUGCAUCCAAGUGACUCCGGAAGCGCGCUCAAGCACGGCAUUCCCAGCACGGUGCGCCCCUUUGCCUACUCUCCAGCGCGCGUCUCUGCGUUCUUCCCCCGCCGCAGGAGACGGCUGGACUACGUGAACCAUGCACGGAGGCUGGCGGAGGACGACUGGGCGGGUGUGGAGAGCGGAGAGGAGGAGGAGGAGCGGGAGGAGGGCGCGGGCGCGGAGGAGAUGGACGUGGAUGUGCCCAGGAGGCUGCCCAAGCGCUACGCCAACCAGCUGAUGCUGUCGGAGUGGCUGGUCGAUGUCCCCGUGGAUCUGGAGCAAGAGUGGGUGGUGGUGGUGUGUCCCGUAGGAAAAAGGGCGCUAGUGGUGGCCUCCAAGGGCUCAACAGCAGCCUAUACCAAGAGUGGCUUCUGUGUCAACAGGUUCCCGUCCCUGCUGCCAGGGGGGAACAGGCACAACUCGCUGAAUGACAAAGUUUACAGCAUCUUGGACUGCAUCUACAACGAGGCAAAGCAGACGUACUAUAUCCUCGAUGUGAUGUGCUGGAGGGGACACCCUGUUUAUGACUGCCAGACUGACUUCAGAUUCUUCUGGCUCCUUUCCAAGAUCCAAGAGGAGGAAGGGCUAGGAGAGAAAAGCAGGAUUAAUCCAUUCAAGUUUGUGGGUCUGCAGAAUUUCCCCUGCACAUCAGAGAGCCUCUGUAAGGUGCUGGCUACGGACUACCCAUUCGAGGUCGACGGGCUCCUUUUCUAUCACAAGCAAACCCACUACACGCCGGGCAGCACCCCGCUCGUGGGCUGGCUCCGGCCCUACAUGCUCCCCGACAUCCUGGGGCUCACCGUGCCUCCCACCCUGCUCACCGCCAAGCCGGACUACGCUGGGCACCAGCUCCAGCAGAUCAUGGAGCACAAGAGGAGCAAAGAGCUGGCAGCAGGGAAGAGUCACCCAGGUGCCCAGGAGGCCGCGAGGAACGGGCAGUACGAGCUGGAGCACUUGUCCACCCCGCAACCGGCAAACUCUCUUGAGGGCCGUGAUGAAGCCGGGAGCCGGAUGGAGAAUUAGGGUAUUUUAACAGCCCGCCUGGGUAAGGAGAGGGUGAGGAGUUGCCUGGUGUCCCCACUGUCACUUGUGCUCCCCAAACAGGGGGAACAAGGGAGUUAUUGGAUGGCUUUGUUUAAAGGGCCUGAAAGUGGAAUAUUUUAGUUUGUUCUCUGUUUUAUUUUGUUAGGAUGCUCACUUUGGUGAGGGGCUUCAACAGGAUUGUCUGGCUCUUUGCUAAGGCGGUUGCCCCUUGUGGGGAGGAAUAACCUGUCCAAAGUGCAGGGUUCCUGAUUUAGCUUCUGCCCCUGCUGCUGUUAGAGUUUGUGGUGAAUCUCCAGCCCAGGAACAGUGCUUGGGCCUUGCAGAUGCAGAGCCUGCUUCUCACCCAAGCACCUCAUAUGGACACUCCUCCCCAGGCCAGGAAGCUUGGGGCAUUCCAGCCUUCGGUCCAGCUGUUUACAUGGAAGCCUUCUCARUGAAACUUUUGUGGUCAGUCUGCUUCUAGUAACAGACUAUUUUUUUUCCUCUUUCCACACCCCCGCAUUCCCAAGAAACCCCAUUUCCUCACGCUAGAAGUGUCCCCUGCCUCCAAGUGCAGCUUCGUGCAGGAUGGCUGCACAGCUCCCUUCUCUGGCCUUUUUGGGGGGGUUGGAGAAAGGAACAAGCUCGCUGUUGGUGUUAGCAUCGAUGGUGCCAAAUAAAAGGUUUCUCAGAA
Nothoprocta perdicaria is the source of this 1867-nucleotide messenger RNA. It is a transcript of the gene SNUPN, whose product is annotated as snurportin 1. NCBI's taxonomy places the organism in Eukaryota, Metazoa, Chordata, Aves, Tinamiformes, Tinamidae. The transcript has 8 exons. Gene Ontology annotation, biological process: snRNA import into nucleus. Gene Ontology annotation, cellular component: cytoplasm; nucleus. The coding region runs from base 1 to 1173 and encodes 390 amino acids. The record is from RefSeq and is a predicted model, not a curated record.